Messenger RNA from Rhea pennata, 5290 nucleotides. RefSeq names its product zinc finger CCHC-type containing 8 (gene ZCCHC8). Bases 364 to 2505 code for a protein of 713 amino acids. The transcript is spliced from 14 exons. Lineage: Eukaryota; Metazoa; Chordata; Aves; Rheiformes; Rheidae. Gene Ontology annotation, molecular function: RNA binding; zinc ion binding. Gene Ontology annotation, cellular component: catalytic step 2 spliceosome. The record is from RefSeq and is a predicted model, not a curated record.
AAUGUAUAUUCCGGGCAUCUUUGAAUUUUCGUUUAUCUCUAAAGGAAUUACUCAGUCCAGGGCCUCCCGCCCCUGGCCGGCCCCCAUUUUGGGGCAGGCUGUUCUGGCCGGACUACGGCUCCCGGCGUGCAGCGCGCCGCCCCAGCGCCCGGAGGGAAGACUGCAUCUCCCAGGGUGCAAAGCGGCCCGGGGCCGGCCGCCGCGGUGGCUGGCCGAGGCCAGUGCUUGCUGGGAGUUGUGGUCCUCCAGCUCCGCACCAGGGCCGAGGGCCCGCCCGCCGCGAGCGGCGGCGCCCUCUGCCCUUUGCCCGUUCGGCGGUUCCCCCCGCCCCGCCAAGCCCCUCCCUUCCUGCCGCAGCUCAAGAUGGCGGCUGAGGUGGAUUUCGGGGACCGCGAGCUCUUCGAGCAGCUCGAGGAGGACGACGCGCCGCCGCCGCCGGCUCACCUCCGCUUCGAGGAGGAGGAGGAGGGAGCCGAGGGCGCCCUGGCGGAGCUGCGCGAGCGGCUGCGGGACUGCGAAGAGACGGUGCGGCGGCUCCGGGUGGAGAAUCAAGAACUUAAAAGGAAACUGAAUAUUCUGACUCGUCCUAGUGGAAUUUCAGUGGACAGCUCUAAAUAUGAUGGGCCUCUGUUACAGAUUUUAUUUAUGAACAAUGUCAUUUCAAAGCAAUAUCAUCAAGAAAUUGAAGAUUUUAUUUUUAAUUUAGUUCAGAAAUAUGAAGAGCAACAGAGAUCUGAACCAGAAAAAACCCACUUCAAUGUUAAGCCACAGCCCUCCAGUGUCCUUUUGGAAGAGGACUCUAAAGCAACAAACUCAAAUUCCAUUAAAAAAAUGAAGGAAGCCUUCAGUGUUGUAGGAAGUGUUCUAUAUUUUACCAAUUUUUGUCUUGAUAAACUGGGACAGCCUAUAUUAAAUGAGAAUCCACAGCUGACAGAAGGAUGGGAAAUACCUAAAUAUCAGCAAGUUUUCAGCCAGAUUCUCUCCCUAGAAGGACAAGAAAUACAAGUAAAACCAAAAAGGCCAAAACCUCAUUGUUUCAAUUGUGGUUCUGAAGACCAUCAAAUGAAAGACUGUCCAAAGCCACGAAAUGCUGCUCGUAUAAGUGAGAAGAGAAAGGAGUAUUUGGAAGCUUGUGGUGAAGCAAGCAAUCAGAAUUUUCAGCAGCGUUAUCAUGCAGAAGAAGUAGAAGAGAGAUUUGGAAAAUUUAAACCAGGAGUAAUUAGUGGAGAACUUCAAGAUGCACUUGGUGUCACAGAUAAGAGUCUUCCUCCGUUUAUAUAUCGCAUGCGUCAGCUGGGUUAUCCUCCAGGUUGGCUCAAAGAGGCUGAAAUGGAGCACUCAGGCCUUGCGCUUUAUGAUGGAAAAGAUGAUGGUGAAGCAGAAGGUGAAGGAUCCCAUCACCCAAAAUGUGUCACUUACGAUGUCUCUAAGUUGAUAAACUAUCCAGGCUUUAAUAUGUCUACUCCAAGUGGGAUCCCAGAUGAAUGGCGGAUAUUUGGUUCCAUACCCAUGCAGCCAUCUCAACAGAAGGAUGUUUUUGCUAACUACCUUUCUAAUUUUCAUGCGUCAAGUACAAAAUUAGGCAAUAAAAGGGCUGCAACACAGUCAAGCUCUCAUCGUUCAAAGCGACCAAAAGAAGACAACUUGGAGAUACCAGCAGCUGACAUGGACCUAGACUCUGAUCUGGAAGCAUCACAAAGAUCUCAAACUCAUAACAGUUUUCAGUUCCAACCUCCGCUGCCACCUGGGCCUCCAUCGAGUUCAACUCCCCCUCCUUUACCACGAGGGACACCUCCACUUACUCCACUAAAUUCUACACCACCUCAACCUCCAAUGCCCACUACCCCUCCUCUUCCUAGGACUACUCCAUCAUUGACUCUUUCCAGUGAUGUUUCUCAGCCAAAAAUAGUGGACUCAACCAUGGAUGAGGAUACUCUGACUUUAGAAGAGCUAGAGGAACAGCAGCGAUUAAUUUGGGCAGCACUAGAGCAGGCAGAAAGCACAAACAGUGACUCUGAUAUUCCUGUUGAUACACCUUUAACUGGAAGCUCUGUUACAUCAUCACCAUCUAGAAAUGAAGUAGAUCUUGUUGCAGAAGUAAGAUCAUCUGACAAGGUUAUUACAGUGGAAACCAAGUUUUCUGACAUUAGCACACAGGUACCAGGAAAUGAACAUUCUAAAACUAGUCCUAAUUCAGGGGACAGUUCAUUUAAUUUAAAGGAAAGUCCUGAUAAUGCAGAUUCUGAAGGCAUGCUGGAUAGCACCACCCCUGCUCCCAAAGCGGAGGUUACCAAUGGAGGAAAUACGGGUAUUAAUCAGGUGGUCACAAGCACUGAAUCAUCUGCAAAAAACUGCAGUCCUGUUCCUGACAUGAGCAAGUUUGCUGUGGGAAUAACACCAUUUGAAUUUGAAAAUAUGGCAGAAUCAACAGGUGUUUAUCUCCGCAUACGAAGUGUUUUAAAAAAUUCCCCUAGAAACCAGCAAAAGAAAAAGCCCUCCUCUUAACUGGUCUUCCUUUGUUCUGUUAUGUCCAAAUCCCUACACCAUUCUCUCUCCUCCUCCAGUUUUACAAAGUUAGAUAAUCUUCAUCCUUUCGUGGGAAGGAGAAACUUUGGAAAAAUACAGCUUUUCCUCUGGUCUUCCUUGGAUCUGUAGUCAGUGCAGGGCUUCAAUACUGACCAGACCAAUGCUGCCAGAAAAUAUACAAGAAUUUCCCAUAUCCUUCCACUAAGGAAUAACAAGACUUGUUGAUUUGUUAAGAACAAUUUAUUUGCCAAUACAUGAAACUCGAACAAGUUAUGGGUUGGUGUUCAUUACUUUGGCUAAGAUUUAUAUUGUCCUUGAGUUUCAGGUGGAUCCGUGAUUUUUUUUUUAAUCUGUUCUUUGUACAAUAACCUAUACUUUAUACAUUUUGCUAAUUAUCCUGUAGAUAAGUUUAAUAUAUUCAGAAUUUUUUAAAAAAGGUGAACGUAAAGAUUUCCCACAUCUAAAUCCUGGCAAUUGGAUGGAAGUAAUCAGGGACUACCAGCAUUAUCUUCACCAUUUCAAAUAUUUUUAUAAAUUAUUUAUGUGGGUCAAUUUUAAGUAACACUAUAUCUUUUGUAACAUCUCCCUUCAUGUAGACUUACUGUACAUACCUGUUCAUUUUUGUGUACAGAGGUUUAAUAAAUGAGUUUUUAUAAAAAGAUUUUUAAUUGGAGUCCUAAACCAUCAAAAUGCUGAUUUUUGGAAAAUAGCUGUUGAAGAUAAUUAGAAAAACAAGCUGAUUAAAGUGAAGAUGAACAAUGAUGAAUAUUUUAGGAAAGGUCACAACUUGUGUUUUUAGUUUUUAUGAUCAAGAAAUUAUUAAAAUUAUUUUAGCUACUUCAAAAAGCCACUGUGUCAUUCAGUUUUCAUAAUCUGGAGAAUGCAGUCUCCUCAGAGGACACACCUGGAAGUGUUAUAAUUGUGCUUAUUGUUCUAACCUUUUUUUCCUCUUUAAUUCUCUCCAUGAAGGACCUACUGGUGGAAUGACUGUAUAUUAUUUGCGUUGCCAGCAGAGGGAGAUCUAGAUUGCCUUAACAGUAUUCAUUGGAACCAAUAAAGCAUUUGUCCUGUGUAAAUGCAGGAAAAAGUCUUUCUAGGCAAGUGAGAUACCUGACAAUACUAUACUGUGUAUCUAAGAAAAUACUUGUGAGGGGGAUCUUCAAGGGUGUUUUUUUUUUUUUUUUUUUUUUUGAGCAACUUAAGAGACUGAGCUAUUCUUUAGAAACCUCAGCUUUGUAGAUAAUAGGCAGAUAUUUCUUCCUCAUAACGUGUGGGAUCAGUAUACUCUGCAUUUGAGCACUUAAACAUUUUUUAAUUUUAGUUAAAGCUUUUAUUUGUUUCUUAUUCUAAAUUUUCUGGGAGGGGGAAAAAACAAAAUGGUUCUUCUAUAUAAAAAAAUGCUUUAAAAUUUGUUUAUAAGCAUGUACUAGUUCAGUUUCUUUACACGUAGAAAGCAGUGAUCAGAGUAAAGUGUUCAUCAUAAGUACUAAAACAAAUAGCUUUUUUAUUUCAUCCUUUUUAGGAUAAAUUAAGGGUAUUGAUUUUUGUAUCAAGGAAGGAUAGUGAAAUUGUACAUAGCUUCCAGUUUCUACCCAUUUGACAAGAACAAAACUCCACUGGGAAGCACAUAAAACCUUGUGGUUUCUCCAUGCUUCCUCCCCCUAGAAGUUAAAAACUAGUAACCACAAUUUACAUAACCCAUUAUGUGCUGUGCUACAUCAUUCACACGUGGAUGAUAAUGUGAGGCAAGACAUGAAGUAAUGGUUUAAAGUGUACACACCUUCUGGGUGUGGUGAGGUAAUCACGUUUUAAACAUGAAGUUUUCUCCACACCCUAGAAGACUUUUUUACAGCUGUUAUGAAAUGCUGCUUCUUUAGUAGAACACAUGACCUAAACUUUACAGAAAUACUUUCAUACUUUUGCUUUCUCACACCCCGAGAUUAAAGUUGUCCUUAUAUUAACACUGUAAUUAGCUCUGUUGUUCACAAGACAAUCAUAAUAAAUCACCUUCUACUUAACUGAUCAGAUGAAUCUUCUAAAUUUCUACAAGUUCUCAGACUUGCAGCUAACACAACUAUUAAUUUUAUUGCUUUCAAGAUUUGUUUUAAAUGUACUGGAAUAAAGUGAAGUCAUUUAAGCAACCCAGGCUUUAAUCUAAUGCUAAAUUCUAAUCUGAAUAUGCUUUAUUUACUUUAUAAAACUCUUAACUGCAGUUGUUCAGUAGCAUUUUUUUAAUCACUCUGGCCAUUCUUACAGUUGCUGCACAGAAACUACUUAGAUAUGUAUUAUUUUAACUUUUGGAAAAAAAUGCUGGUGUCUGAAGCAAAUACUACAGUCAGGGCUCAGGGAGAGAAUGGAGAAUGCUUGGGGCCAACUUUUAUAUCCACUGGAAUUUUUGACCAGAGUGACUGGUUGUUUAAAUUAGGAAAUGAUUUUGUUCUCCAUCUGUAAUUUGGUGCAAUUGGUUGGCUACAGCCCAUGCUGUCAUACCUGUGUACACCCUUGAAUUAAAAUUCCCACAGUUUGGAUAGUUCUGGUUUAACAAUGUUAUUUUAUAAUGUAUUGAAAGACUUCAUGUUUUUGUAAAUACUGAGUUGUCUGUGUGCUUGGAAUUAUUUUUUAUAUUGCUUUUUUCUCUUUUUGCAAAACUGCACUGUUAGCAGAUGAUCUGUCUUACCUGCAUAUACCUGUUGAGAGUAUCAUUUGAUACCAGUACUCAUUAUUUUUUAAUGAGAUCAAUGUAAUAAAAAAGAUGGUACAAGUA